Lutra lutra (Eurasian river otter) is the source of this 1663-nucleotide messenger RNA. RefSeq names its product ubiquitin conjugating enzyme E2 R2 (gene UBE2R2). The coding region runs from base 162 to 878 and encodes 238 amino acids. Lineage: Eukaryota; Metazoa; Chordata; Mammalia; Carnivora; Mustelidae. Gene Ontology annotation, biological process: ubiquitin-dependent protein catabolic process; protein polyubiquitination. Gene Ontology annotation, molecular function: ubiquitin conjugating enzyme activity. The transcript is spliced from 5 exons. The record is from RefSeq and is a predicted model, not a curated record.
CCGGCCCACGGGCCUUCUGGGGCCUGGUCCGGCCCGCCGGUUGUGUGAAGACAGGGGCCCGGUGCGGCCCGGCGGAGGGCGAGCGGAGGGGAGGGGCCUCGUCCGGCCCGGCCGGUGCGAAAGAACUGGGGCUCCGGCCCGGCGCCGCCGCCGCCGCCGCGAUGGCCCAGCAGCAGAUGACCAGCUCGCAGAAGGCCCUGAUGCUCGAGCUGAAAUCCCUGCAGGAGGAGCCGGUGGAGGGCUUCCGGAUCACCCUGGUGGAUGAGUCCGACCUCUACAACUGGGAGGUUGCCAUCUUCGGACCCCCCAACACCCUCUACGAAGGCGGCUACUUCAAGGCGCAUAUUAAAUUUCCUAUUGACUACCCAUAUUCACCACCUACCUUCAGAUUCUUGACCAAAAUGUGGCACCCCAACAUUUAUGAGAAUGGAGAUGUAUGCAUUUCAAUUCUUCAUCCGCCUGUAGAUGACCCACAGAGUGGAGAACUGCCCUCUGAAAGGUGGAAUCCUACUCAGAAUGUCAGGACUAUCCUGUUAAGUGUAAUCUCAUUGCUCAAUGAGCCCAACACCUUCUCCCCAGCCAAUGUGGAUGCUUCAGUUAUGUUCAGGAAAUGGAGGGACAGUAAAGGAAAAGACAAAGAAUAUGCUGAAAUCAUUAGGAAACAGGUUUCAGCCACUAAAGCCGAAGCAGAAAAGGAUGGAGUGAAGGUCCCCACAACCCUGGCGGAAUACUGCAUCAAAACUAAAGUGCCUUCCAAUGACAACAGCUCAGAUUUGCUUUAUGACGACUUGUACGACGACGACAUUGAUGAUGAAGAUGAGGAGGAGGAAGAUGCCGACUGCUAUGAUGAUGAUGAUUCUGGGAAUGAGGAGUCGUGACGUGCUCCUUCAGUGUCCCGUACUGCCCUGCCGUCUCAGGCCAAAGGGAGGGGAGCAAGUGGGGACCUAGCAGUGGCCCCUCAGCAAAAACCUAUCACCGGGGGUGGGAAAAACAAACACGGCUCCUGCUGACUCCCCUUAUGGAUCUCAGUUUGCUCCUUUUUAUGGACCUCUUAAUGGGAGAGAAAGUAUCCUCCACAGAAUGUCUGAAUUCUUGCAUUCUUUACCCUUCCAUCACUGUAUUGAUUCUUUUUUUCUUCUUCUUUAAACCCAAACUCUCGCCUCACUUCGUCUCUACAGAGUGUUCACAGCAAAACACGUUUGGUCUGUUUUUAGAUUCUUGAAGAAUUAAAUAGUCUUUCAUCAAGACGUUUAAUGUGUUUAAAGCUGGGAACCCAUUGGAAGUUCACAAGUGCUGCAUAUGCUGAGUAGCAAAAGAAAAUGGAAAAAAAAAUAUAAAAACCCCACAAAACUAACUUAAAAAAAAAAAAAAAAACAAAUUUGCCAAGGUUUAGCUGCUCAUUUAGUGUGUGUGCAUUCGAUCAGCCCCAUGGUGGUGAAUUUUGUUUCCUUUCCCUUCUUAAGGCUGGGAUACAGUGGGCAUCAGGGACUUUGUGCUAAGCCUGAUGAAAAUGUGUUUCUAAGGGCACAGAGCCCCUUCAGCCUCCAGGACAUCAUCUUAACACAGGGGGCCUCAGCUACCCUGAGGAGAGAGAUCAGAUUUUGUUUUUUGAAAUCGAUUGGGAUCUAAAGCCUGAAAAUAAAUAUUCAUACUUUACAUAGAA